Carassius gibelio (silver crucian carp) is the source of this 1430-nucleotide messenger RNA. RefSeq names its product junctional adhesion molecule 3B-like. Lineage: Eukaryota; Metazoa; Chordata; Actinopteri; Cypriniformes; Cyprinidae. The record is from RefSeq and is a predicted model, not a curated record. The transcript has 4 exons. Bases 1 to 705 code for a protein of 234 amino acids.
AUGGAGGGAGAUUCAGUCACACUGAUUUAUGUCGAAACAAAUAAACAAGAAGAUAUUAAAUGGUAUUUCAAUGACACUCAAAUUGCUGAAGUCACUGGAAAUCACAGUAAGAUCUAUACAGAUAAUCAGGAUAAAGAGAGAUUUGGAAAUAGACUGCAGGUGAAUCAGACUGGAUCUCUGACCAUCACAAACAUCACAAACACAGACUCUGGAGAAUAUAAACUACAGAUCAACAGCAGCAGUGAAAACAUCUUCAAUGUUACUGUCAAUGAUGUUCCUGCUGCUGAACUACAUGGCAUUAAGAGAAAAUCAGUGAAAGAGGGAGAAUCUGUCACUUUAGAUCCUGAAAUAGUAAAAAAUCCAAAUGAUACAAUGAAAUGGUAUUUUAAUGAGAUUCUCAUCGCUGAAAUCACUAGAGAUCAGAGUGAGAUCUGUUCAGAUGUUCAGUGUAAACAGAGAUUCAGAAACAGACUGAAGCUGGAUCAUCAGACUGGAUCUCUGACCAUCACAAACACCAGAACCACAGACUCUGGAGAUUAUAAACUACUGAUCAUCAGCAGCAGAUUCAGCAUCGUUAGGAAUUUCGGGAUCACUGCUACUAUCGAUGUCUCAGGUUUGUCUGCAGGUGCUAUCGCAGGAAUUGUGAUUGCUUGUGUCGUGCUGAAUACUGUGUGUGGUGGUUUCAGUUUGGUGCUCUUCCACUAACAUAAAUGAAUAUGAUGUACUAGCCGCCUGGUCCAAUUAUUAUUGCUUUGAGGAGGAGGCACUGGCUGUUUAUCUUGGGUUAUUUUGCAAGUAAAUGUAUCCUAAUUUAAGAAUGUUUCCGGAUCAGCUGUGAAUAGCAUGGCUUUUGAUAUGUUGAGCUAAACCAGAACCAAAAUCAGUCUUUAAUGAUCUUGUUAAUACAUUGACUUAUACUGAAGUUGGUGAAACACUUUACUGACAGUAGUUAUCAUAUUCAGUGCCUUUAACUGGAUCUAUUAACACUAAAUGCUGUGUUAAAUCUUGUUACUCUAAUGUUAUUCGUUUGGUUCACCAUUUUAAGUGUUCAUCUCUUAAACUUAAAACAAUAAUAAAAAAAUAAAAAAACAUAUGUUUCGGUCCUAUUGUAUGAUGACACAUCAUUUAAUGUCAACUAUAAAAAUAUAUAAAAACAACUUUACAGCAGCAUCUUCAAGGAGACUCUUUUCGCUGUAUACGUGUUACAUUCAUGGACUUUUGAGUUUCCUUAUUUGGUUAUUUCCCUGUUCUUGUUUGGUUAAUUGAUUAAUCCCCACCUGUCUCCAUUCACCUGAUUACUUCCCUCGUGUUUAAAUACCCUUUCUUUUUAGUUCCUCCUCGUCCGUGACUGUUGUAAGUUAAGUUAAUGUAGUAAUGUAUUGUAUGGUUAUGUUGGAUGUGCCAUUGUUCUCCCGCGAUCAUUAAACGAU